Messenger RNA from Apis mellifera (honey bee), 814 nucleotides. Its product is annotated as pleckstrin homology domain-containing family J member 1. Gene Ontology annotation, cellular component: trans-Golgi network; recycling endosome; early endosome. The transcript is spliced from 2 exons. The record is from RefSeq and is a predicted model, not a curated record. Gene Ontology annotation, biological process: receptor recycling; endosome organization; retrograde transport, endosome to Golgi. The coding region runs from base 221 to 793 and encodes 190 amino acids. Lineage: Eukaryota; Metazoa; Arthropoda; Insecta; Hymenoptera; Apidae.
UGUUUAAUGAAAUUUUUAAUUAAAAUCAAUAAAAAAUAAUAAAUGAAUAAUGGCACAUAAUAUAAUACUAGUAAUUUGACAAAUUUCUGAUAAUAUAACCAAAUUUUUUAAUAUGAUUUUAUGUAAUAAAAAUAAUAAUAAAAGAAAAUAAUAUGAAUUAUAUAUAUAUUAUAUGAUAUAAAUUAUAUAAUGUAUAAAAUGUAAAUAAUUUUUUAUCAUCAUGAAAUUUAAUGAAAAACAACUUGCAGAAGCAAGUAAUGGUCCUGCUGACAUUGAAGGUCGUUUAAAUCAUAAACGAGCACACAAAUCAGGAUUCAAGGAAAAAUGGUUCAAAUUGAGAUGUAACUUAUUGUUCUAUUUCAAUAUUAAUGAAUUAGGACAAAUUGAUACUAAGCAACCAGCAGGUGUAAUUAUUUUAGAAAAUUAUAAUAUUAAUCUUGAUGCUACUUCUGAAGGUGUUUUUGCAUUUAGUAUAGCAUUUCGAGAUGAAUAUGAAAAAAGACAUAUUUUAAGUGGUCGUUCAGAAUCUCAAGUUGAACAAUGGGUCAAUGCACUUAAGCAAGCAAGUUAUGAAUAUUGGAGAUUUCGUUUAAUAGUACUUCAAGAAAAAUUAUGCAAGAAAACAGGAAUAGAUCCUUUGCUUAUGUAUCCACGAAAUCAAGGAAUUAUUAGAGAUGAAGCAUGGGAAGCUGCAUCAACUUUUCGAUCUCAUGUACGCUCUUUUACUACAUCAGUUGUAGCAUCAACAGCAUUAAAUACAGUAACAAAAGAAAUGAACUUAAUUGAAUUUUAAGUCAAAUAAUCUAAUUAUUUU